GUUCCGGCACGAAGUUCACGAAGCAAAGAACUCCGCGAGAUUAGCAUUUAGGCAAGUCACAAGCACAACAAAAAGUUCCAGGAUAGCAAGGCGUUUGUGUAAACCCAACUCAGUUAUAAAAGGGUAAGUAUCAAUACAUAGAGGCUACGAGCUUUUGAAAAGGGUGGAAAGACAAGAGGCGUCAAAUAUGGGGUGGUUGAAAAGUGACAGGGUUCCACGAACAAACCCUGCCAGUCGUUUUGUUUUCUCUUUAAGCUUUGUUUAACGUGUUGUUGAAUAGCGUGCCAUGGCGACCCAUCUAUCCUCCGGCUUCACCAAAAGCGAAUUCGUUGACCCCACCCCUCUCCCUGAAAGCGUCCCCAAAGUGGACGAAGUUGGUGCAACAUCAGCACCAUUAAAGAGCGCGUCAUUUUUCAUUGGUCAAUACUGCAAGGAAUACAAUGAGGAUUUCAUGCUCUGCAAGGCCGAAAACAACAACCCUGAGCACUGCCUCAAGGAGGGUCGCAAGGUGACCCGGUGCGCCAUUGAUUUGUAAGAACUUUAGAAUUGCAAAGAUCGAAUGACUUUGGUCUUCGCCCAGUGAGAGAGAAAAAAAAGAAGAAAUGAUUUGACGCGAUUUAACUUGUAAUAGAAUCACCAAGCUGCGAGAGAACUGUGGCAAGGAGUUCGACGCCCACUGGCAAUGUUUGGAAAACCACAACCAAGAGCUGUAUUCCUGCCGCAAGCCUGAACGUACCUUUAACACUUGUGUAUUUGAAAAGCUGGUAGGUGACCGUGAGCUAGAUACCUGAUUUUUUUUCUGUUGGUCAAAUUAUCUUAACUGAAAUGUUACCAUCAUCGCAGGGCUUGGAAAAGAAGAUUCCCG
Molecule: messenger RNA, 865 nt
Organism: Zychaea mexicana
Lineage: Eukaryota; Fungi; Mucoromycota; Mucoromycetes; Mucorales; Lichtheimiaceae
Exons: 1
Coding region: 287-535 (82 amino acids)
Biological process (GO): mitochondrial electron transport, NADH to ubiquinone
Source: RefSeq, a predicted model, not a curated record